This is a messenger RNA of Rhagoletis pomonella (apple maggot), 5986 nucleotides long. Its product is annotated as glutamate synthase [NADH], amyloplastic-like. The transcript is spliced from 15 exons. The record is from RefSeq and is a predicted model, not a curated record. Bases 167 to 5815 code for a protein of 1882 amino acids. Lineage: Eukaryota; Metazoa; Arthropoda; Insecta; Diptera; Tephritidae. Gene Ontology annotation, molecular function: iron-sulfur cluster binding; oxidoreductase activity, acting on the CH-NH2 group of donors, NAD or NADP as acceptor; glutamate synthase activity.
CAGACGAUUUAAUAGUGAUGGGAACAUUUGAAGCCCAUCAAUGUGUCAAUUGUUGGUGUUAGUUUGACCAUUCGUUUUUGGAAAAUCAAAAGUUCUAGUCGUGUAAAGGUUUUAAGUGAUUUAUAAAGUCAAAAAAGGGUACAUAGUGCUUAUACACGCCAUUACAAUGAGUUGCUCCAAUGAUUCAGUUAUCACCGACAUAAGUCCUUUCAUGGGAGAUGAAGAUAAUUUAGGAAGUAGAACCGAAGCAUAUAUUGAGUUACUUGAAGGAAAGUCAAAUAUUGGAGAAGACUUAUGGCAAACUCCUAAAGCGCAAGGCUUGUAUGAUCCGCAGAAUGAACAUGAAGCAUGUGGAGUAGGCUUUAUAGUUUCUAUAGACGGUACACCAUCACAUAAGAUUUUGAGGGAUGCACAAAUUGUAUCUGAACGGAUGAAUCACCGUGGUGCAUGUGCAUGCGAUAAUGAUACUGGUGAUGGAGCAGGAGUAAAGACGUCAAUUCCGCACAAUUUUUACUCUAAGGAACUGGUGUUCGGAGGUGUGAGAUUGCCCGCAGCUGGAAAAUAUGCAACGGGAAUUAUAUAUUGUGAUGAAAAAACGAGUUCUGAAGUCGAAGUCGAAUUCGCUCAACUAGCACUUGAAUUAAACUUAAAAGUAAUUGCGUGGCGAACGGUUCCAACAAAUAAAGAUGCUAUUGGUGUGGUCGCACGGAAAUCUGAACCACUUUCCCGUCAAGUUUUUAUUGAAUGUCCUUCAGAUCUCGACCAAGAGUUUUUUGACCGUCAAAUAUAUGUCUUACGUAAGCGCUCCAGUCAUGAGUUAAUUAAAGAAGGACGACGUUUUUACAUUUGUUCAUUAUGCUCGAAGACGAUAGUUUAUAAAGGAUUGUUCACAUCUGACCAACUAUGGGAGUAUUAUACUGAUCUUAAAAAUCCAGAUUUCGAAACAUAUUUGGCUUUGGUACAUACGCGUUUUUCAACAAAUACUUUCCCGUCUUGGGAACGUGCACAUCCAUUACGGGUAAUAGCGCACAAUGGAGAAAUAAAUACCUUACGCGGAAAUGUUAAUUUGAUGAAAGCCCGUGAGGGUGUUAUGCAGAGUGAAAUAUUUGGAGAUCAGUUAACAAAAUUAUAUCCAGUUGUAGAACCAAACUUAUCAGAUUCGGGCUCAUUCGAUUGCGUUCUUGAGUUUCUUACAAUGGCUAGUGACCGUUCAUUGCCAGAAGCUGUUAUGACUAUGGUUCCCGAAGCGUGGCAAAAUGAUAAAACUAUGCCGCAAGAAAAACGUGACUUCUAUCAAUGGGCGUCAUGUGUAAUGGAGCCCUGGGAUGGACCGGCUUUAAUUUCAUUUACAGAUGGACGUUAUAUUGGCGCAGUUUUGGACCGUAACGGAUUGCGUCCAUCUCGAUUUUAUGUGACACGUGAAAAUAUCCUUGUAAUGGCUUCUGAAGUUGGCGUUUAUGAUAUUGAUGCAUCGAAAAUAGUAUUAAAGAGCCGUUUGAAACCUGGCCGAAUGCUUUUAGUGGACACUAAAGAGAAAAAAUUCAUUCAGGAUGUGGAGAUAAAAACUCACAUAGCUAGAUCCCGCCCGCAUUCGGAGUGGUUACAACAGAAGAUGAUAACAAUCGACGAAAUACGUAAUGCUAAUUUUGCCACAGCUAGCGAUGAAUUGAAAUCAACAAACCUGUUAAGGAAUUAUCCGUUCGACCCCAGGCUCCUACUCUUCGGAUACACAACAGAAACGAUUAACAUGCUUCUUGUGCCCAUGUUCAAUGACAAAAAAGAAGCUCUUGGUUCAAUGGGAAACGAUGCUCCACUUGCCUGUUUAUCUGCUUUUCAACCACUACUUUACGAUUACUUCAAACAAUUAUUUGCUCAAGUUACUAAUCCACCCAUCGAUCCAUUUCGUGAAAAGGUUGUAAUGUCAAUGCAAAGCCCUAUAGGGCCAGAAGCGAAUUUACUCCAACCAUCUGUUAAACAAGUACAUCGCAUUUGGUUACAAAAUCCGAUUCUAAGUAUUCCUGACACAAAUGUAUUGAAGAGUAACAUCCACAGGGGAUGGAAAACAAAGGUUUUGGAUUUAACUUAUGAGUUUGAAAAAGGAGUUAGGGGCUACGUGGAUUGCAUUGACGAUAUUUGCCGCCAAGGUUUCGAUGCCGCUUCUUCUGGUUAUCAAUUGUUAGUUAUUUCGGAUAGAAACGCUGGUCGUGGAAGAGUCCCUGUAUCGGCAUUGGCUGCAUUAGGCGCUUUACAUCAUUUCUUAAUAGAAACUCUUCAACGGAUGAAGGUUGGAAUUAUAGUAGAAACAGCUGAGGCUCGUGAAGUCCAUCACAUUUGUGUAUUGCUUGGCUACGGUGCAGAUGCAAUUUGCCCUUACUUGGCUUUUGAAUUAGCACAAGCGCUUCGGGAUGAUUGUGUCAUUAAUUCCGAUGUUAAUAAUAAGCAAAUUUAUAAUGCUUAUGCCAAAGCUAUCGAAAUGGGUGUAGCAAAGGUUAUGGCUAAAAUGGGCAUAAGUACUCUACAGUCUUAUAAGAGUGCUCAAAUUUUUGAAGCUGUUGGAAUAGGUGAAGAAUUAAUUAGUAAGUGCUUUCGUGGAACGGCGAGUCGGAUUGGAGGUAUUACUUUGGAAACAGUUGCAAAAGAAGCUAUAGAACGGUACAACAUGGCAUUUGGCGAUAGAUUAUUUGACACUCGAAUUUUGCGAAAUCCUGGUAAUUAUCAUUGGCGUAAUGGAGGGGAAGCUCAUAUAAAUGAGCCUGCUGCUAUUGCAAGUUUACAAGAAGCUACGUUAAAUAAAAACUGGAACUCAUUUGAAGCGUUUAAAUCGACAACAUUAGACAGUGUAAGGAAGUGUACACUCAGAGGACAACUCGAGCUCGUUACCGAUCAAAAUAAAGUAGAUAUAUCGGAAGUGGAGCCAGCAUCAGAAAUUGUUAAAAGAUUUGUUACGGGGGCCAUGAGUUUUGGUAGUAUUUCUUUGGAAGCACAUCAGACACUGGCUAUUACUAUGAAUCGUAUUGGAGGAAAAAGUAACACCGGCGAAGGUGGUGAAAAUUCAGAAAGAUAUUUAGGAUGUACCAUGAUGAGAAAAUGCCAUUUAAACACUUGUCCAGUGGGAAUCGCCACACAAGAUCCUGUACUGCGCCAAAAGUUUACAGGAAAACCAGAGCAUGUUGUGAACUUUUUCUUCAUGUUGGCAGAAGACAUUCGUAAUAUCAUGGCGGAAUUGGGGAUUCGUCGAUUUCAAGAUUUAAUCGGACGAACAGAUUUACUUCAAGUAUCUAGAAAAGGAAGCAGCAAAUCGAACUCUUUAAACUUCUCUCUGCUGUUAAAAAAUGCUUUGGAGUUAAGGCCUGGUACAAAUAUUGUAGGAGGCUCCAUACCUCAGGAUUUCCAGUUGGAAAAGCGUGCUGACUACAAACUUAUUCAAAUGGCUCAGAAUGUUUUAGAUGGCGUUGAGGAUAAUACAACAAUUAAAUUGCUUAUAAAUAAUGAAGAGCGUGCCUUCGGAUCAACGUUAAGUUAUCACAUAGCUUGCAAAUAUGGUGAGAACGGUCUACCUCGUGAGAAAAGCAUUGAUAUAUUUUUGGAAGGUUCAGCCGGCCAAAGUUUCUGCGCAUUUUUGUCUAGUGGCGUAAACGUUACAUUAAAAGGAGAUGCUAAUGAUUAUGUUGGUAAAGGUCUAUGUGGGGGCAGUGUCGUUAUUAUGCCCCCUGAUAAUUCCACUUUUGAGUCUCACUUAAACGUGAUAGUGGGGAACGUUUGUCUAUAUGGUGCAACUAAAGGCACUGCUUACUUCAGAGGAAUAGCAGCUGAACGAUUUUGCGUAAGGAAUUCAGGCGCUACUGCGGUUGUAGAGGGCGUUGGUGACCAUGGAUGUGAGUACAUGACGGGAGGUAUUGUUGUAAUUCUUGGUUUAACGGGUCGGAAUUUCGCUGCGGGGAUGUCUGGCGGCAUAGCGUACAUAUACGAUACUGAUGGGUCCUUCAAAAAUAAAGUUAAUCUUGAAUCCGUUUCUCUGUUCCCGUUGGAGCACGAGUCGGAUGUACAAUUAGUAAAGAGUUUACUAAAUGAUUUUGUAAGGAAGACUAAUUCUCAAAUCGCUAAAGAAGUGUGCUUGAAUUGGAAUGAGAGCCAGCCUAAAUUUGUAAAGGUUUUUCCAUAUGAAUAUCAAAAGGUAUUAAAAAAUUUGGAAAUAAAACAGGGAUACUCUGAAGAAAGUGAAAGCGUGAAUGAAAUUACAAAAGUAAAGGAAAAACAAAAAGAACCAGCCAUUAAAGAUAUUGAAGAAACUUUAAAGAAUAAUUCUUCAGAGCAGCCAUUGGAUAAGAUUCGAGGUUUUAUUAAGUAUAAAAGAGAUUUAAAUAUAUAUCGUAAGGCUAGUGAAAGACAAGAAGACUGGGAUGAAGUUUAUAAUUUUCAAUAUAUUCGCAAACAUUUGAAAACACAAGCUGCUCGCUGUAUGGAAUGUGGAGUACCGUUUUGUCAGUCAAAUACACAUGGAUGUCCUUUGGGUAACAUCAUUCCUAAGUGGAAUGAUCUGGUUUUUAAUAACGACUGGCAAGAGGCUUUGCGACAACUUUUACAAACGAAUAACUUUCCAGAGUUUACUGGUAGGGUUUGUCCAGCACCUUGCGAAGGAGCAUGUGUUCUAGGCAUAUCGGAACUGCCAGUUACAAUCAAAAACAUUGAAUGUGCAAUUAUUGAUCAUGCAUUUGAACAGGGGUGGAUGAAGCCGGAAAUACCAAAGUUACGCACUGGAAAACGAGUGGCUAUUGUUGGCUCUGGACCUUCUGGUCUAGCGGCUGCAAGUCAGUUGAAUCGAGCAGGCCAUUUCGUUACGGUGUUUGAACGCAAUGAUAGACCUGGUGGCUUAUUGCAAUAUGGCAUCCCAACUAUGAAAUUAUCAAAAGCUGUUGUUAAGCGUCGAAUUGCUCUUAUGGCUGAUGAAGGAAUAGAGUUUCGCAUAAACGCUUAUGUCGGAAGAGAUAUAAAAGCAUCGGUGUUACUGGAACAGUAUGAUGCAUUACUACUAACCACUGGAUCCACCUCGCCACGUGAUUUAAAUUUAAACAACAGAGAUUUAAAUGGUAUACACUUUGCCAUGGAGUUUCUGGAAUCUCAACAGAAAAAGCAACUUGGUGGCAAGAAUGACAUCAUAUGCGCUAAAGACAAGCAUGUAAUCAUAAUUGGUGGUGGAGAUACUGGUUGCGAUUGCAUGGCCACAGCUUUGCGGCAAGGUGCAAAAAGUAUUACCACCUUCGAAAUAUUGCCCGAGCCUCCUAAGAAUCGUGGCAAUGACAACCCAUGGCCCCAAUGGCCUAAAGUGUUCAGAGUUGACUAUGGGCAUGAAGAAGUUCGAGUAAAAUUUGGCAAUGAUCCUCGCCAAUACUGCACAACAACAAAAGAAUUAAUAGAAGAAAAUGGUACCGUAACAGCAUUAAAGACAAUUCAAGUAGAAUGGAAUAAACAACCAAAUGGACAAUGGUCUAUGUCGGAAGUAAAAGGCAGUGAAAAAUACUACCCCGCUGAUUUAGUUUUGUUGGCAAUGGGAUUUUUGGGUCCGGAAAAAUCGUUACCGACUGAAAUCGGUCUUGAACUUGAUGCUCGUGGAAACAUUAAGUCCACCAAUGGCUCUUUCGGGACAUCAAACCCAAAAGUAUUUGCCGCUGGAGAUUGCCGUAGAGGCCAGUCACUGGUUGUUUGGGCUAUUACGGAAGGGCGACAGGCCGCACGCCAGAUCGAUACCUAUCUCAUGAAUGUUCCUAGCAGCUUACCAGGUCCUGGUGGAAUUAUAGACAUCACAAGAAACGUUUAAGAAAUCCAUCAUACUGCUGAACUUUUAGAUGAGCAAAAUUAACUUGAUGCUUAACGUUAGUGUAUUCAGCAAAAUGGGAAGAACAUGAAUAAUUAAUACAAAAUGAUUUCGUCUGUUUACCAAGUUACUAAUAAUUUGAAAAUAAACCAAAACGUUACAGCUUUACUUUUA